Gryllus bimaculatus (two-spotted cricket) is the source of this 13173-nucleotide messenger RNA. The record is from the annotation of a GenBank genome assembly. NCBI's taxonomy places the organism in Eukaryota, Metazoa, Arthropoda, Insecta, Orthoptera, Gryllidae.
GUGACUAUGGGAAACUUGGUCACGGAAAUUGUACAACACAGAAGCAACCACGACUUAUUGGUGGGAUUCUAUCUGGGAAAAUGGUGAAAUAUAUUCACGCUGGUUAUCGACACAGUGCUGCCAUCACUGAUGAAGGAGAAUUGUAUACAUGGGGUGAAGGUGAUCAUGGACGUCUAGGUCAUGGUGAUUAUAAUGGAAGAAAUAUGCCCACUUUAGUGCGGGAUAUUGCUGGUGUAGGUUCUGUUGCAUGUGGAAGUGCUCAUACCAUCGCUGUAUCCAUAGAUGGCAAAACGGUAUGGUCAUUUGGAUCUGGAGACAAUGGAAAAUUGGGUCAUGGGGAUACUCACAAGACUGCGAGACCCAAGGUGAUAGAAGCAUUACAAGGAAUGCAUAUUCACAAGGUUGCUGCUGGAAGCCAAUUUUCCCUUGCUCUCACUUCCAAUGGACAGAUAUACACUUGGGGUUUUGGAGCCUGUCUGGGAUGUCGAGGUGGUGAAACAACUGCACUGUUACCACAAUUAGUUGAAGACCUUGCAUCUUUGAGAGUAGUUGAUGCUGCAAUAGGAGACUCACAUGUUUUAGCUCUUACUCAUGACUGUGAGGUUUUUGCAUGGGGAAACAACUCAAUGGGACAGUGUGGGCAAGGUCAUUCAACAUCUCCAGUACAUCGGCCACAUCGCGUUUUGGGUCUUACUGGAGUACCUAUUCAUCAGAUUUCCGCUGGAACAUCCCACAGUGUUUUUUGGACUGCUUUGCCCAUUGACAGGCAAGUAGUGUCAUGGCAUCGUCCAUUCUGUGUUGACCUUCAAGAAGGCACCUUUUCACUGCUGCGAGCAUUUCUUGAAAAAUAUUGUUCAGGAUUUGGGCAAGAUGCUUGCCCUCCACCAUUUCCUCAUCCAGAUGAUCAUCAUCGUUUUGUCAGUCUUUGUUUGAAAUUGCUGUGUGCUCAUUUGUCGUUGGCUCUGACUGGUGGACUGGCCUCUUCUGUCUUGGGCUCUCAAGCGCGCCCACUGAUGCAUCUUCUGUUCAGGUUGGUUGACAUACCAACUCCAAAAAAUGUGGAAGCUGUAGUGAAUGACACUCUAGCAAUUGGAGCUCCAAUGCUGUUACCUCCACUGAGAGAAAGAAUGGAAUUGCUCCACUCUUUGCUUCCUCAGGGAUCCAACUUAACAAAAGGACAGAAAUUGCUAUUGGGAAUCAUUCUAACCAGCCUCGAAGAUCAUGGACAUGUUUCUGCGCUUCUUGGAUACAGCCACUGGACAGAACCAGUCUCCAGUGCUAGUCGCACUGCUGACUCAGAUCUUCAUUCACACCUUCGUUUGGCUGAAGUAUUAAUGAAGACGUUAUUGGGAAACCUGAGUGCCCACACUAUGGAGUGUUUAGAUUCUUUGGAGAAAACUUUGGAACAAGGAGAAAAUGUGGUAUCAGAUUCUGUGAGUUCUGUGAGCAAUUUGUACACUUUGUUGUCUUCACUUCAAACACAUUUGGUGGCCUAUUGUAGUAUGAGCAACAAUGAGUUUCCUGCGGUCAAUCAGAGUAUUGAAUUACUACAAAACCAUUUAAAAAUUCUUCUACCUUUGGCUAGUGAUAUUUUUACUUCAUCAGCAUCCAUUGCUAGCAGCCAUCCAGGUGCUGUGUGUCACCUUUUUGGUGUACUGCAUCAAUCACUGGCUGGAGCCAUGCUGUCAAAGCUCUUGCAUUCAUUGCUUCUAUUGAGUGUGCCCAGUGUUCAGCCUUUGCUUUUCCAUUUGCUGGGCGCUCUCACCACCCUCGACAAACUUAACCAUUUACUGCCAUCAGCACAGUGCUCACAGCUAGACAACACUUCAUCAUCAGAAGCCAAUACACCUACACCAGGAGAGUUGGCUGAACAUGCAUGGUUGUGGUUAUUGGAUCUUGAACGAGCGUGUAGCCUGUUGGUAGGCCGAUGUCUUGGGGGCCUACUGGUUGGAUGUCCCCUGGCAGACGAAGAGGAGCUGGCCCAGCAUUGGCUUAGUCAUGCUCUAUUUUCACAUGGUCUUGAAAAACCUGAGGUUAAUGUGGGACUGCGAGUAAAACAUAUAUCUUACCAACUUUUGAGUGGAAGUGAUGACAGUUCAAAUUGGUUGGAAUUGGGAAUCAUGCCUCUGGAGCCAAGUAUGCAGGCAUGGAAAGAUCUUGCUCUGCCUACUACUUCAGGAGUAGGUGUCGGCAGUGGAGGGGUAGCCACCAGCCAGCUAUAUGAGCAGUUGCUGGAGCAUGCUCAAAGUCACGAUUGGGAUACUUGUGAAGUGGAAGAUGAACCAUUACUUGAAUUGUUGACUCGAGUAGCUUUAGUUACAAUGCUCAAACAUACAGGCCUGUUGACUCAGCCAUCUCAACACAUUGAUGCCAAUCAUGUUGCUGUUCAUGAAGUGUAUCAAAUGGUUUUUGAACUUCGCCGUCGGAUUUUAUCUGCAAAAAGUCAUGGUUCAGUGCCUCAAGAUGAGGAUAUUGUUAGCCUGAGUCACAAUCCAGAAGAAGACAGUGGUAGGGAUGAACGAUUAGAUGACACAGAUGUAGAUGAUACUCAAAGUGAAGGUGGAGGAGCAUCUCCCUUAGUGGCUGCUGAUGGAUAUGAAAUGUUAGCCCAGUGUAUGCUGCAGAGGAGUUUGUUUCUCCUUUUAGCUGUUCGUGGUCCAGAAAACCCCUUUACUGACUUGGAUAAUGCCCAAACCGAAGAUGACAAUGAUAAAUUGCUUAUGGCCAGGGUCCAAGUUGAGUUAGGUGGGACUGUUGGACCAGUCAGCCUCCGUCGGCAGUUAGCGGCCAUUCUUCGCUUUGUUAGUGGAGAGCCAGCGGAGCGUCCACUUCUGGCAUGUGGUGCUGACAUAGAUAUGGGUUGGGGUAGUGACCCUGUGUUGUUGGGUUCUGCCAUGCAGCGACAGCAUGAACGUGCCGAGAGACGACUCUCUGCUUUGAACCAAAUCCUGGAACUUGUUCAAGAUGCAGACAAAGAAGAUCAAAGCAGUCUUCUCAGUUGUGUGCAACAACAACUUCUCAUUGGGUGUUUUGUCCUGGAUGGUGUUUCUGUUCCUGGGGAACCGGUAACGAGUGCACAAUUACACCAUUAUUUGGAUAAUGUUCGAGCUGCUUCUCAAGCCUUACAGUCACAGAUUUGUAGCACAUCUCACCGUAUUUACUCUUUGCUUGUGGGCUUCUUAAGUCGUGCACAAGAUCAGACAGGAACUUCUCACCAAAUUGAUGUUCUAACUGUUUAUGCUUUGAGCGUUCGUUACCAACCAUGUGAUCUAGUACUAUCAGUGACUUGUGGAUUGUUGCCACUUUUGGGAAAGCUUUGUUCUGGAGAUGCACCUUCACCUUUUGAUGAUCGGGGACGACAAGGUCAAGGAAUACUAACUGUAGCCAGCAUGCGUCUUCUACACAUUCUGGCCAUGUCUAGUGGGAUCCAUGCACAUCAACUGACACGGCCAAUCAUAGAAAGUGUUGUUGAUCUGAUGCUUGCCCAACUUGAACAUAUUUUGAAUUGCACGCGGCCCGGUACUAGCCGAAGAGAAUUGCGUUCAGCAGAACGCCAACUUGGUGACUUUUUGGUUUUUGUGCGUCGUGUUGCAUCCAGCUCUGUCCUACGGACUUUACUGGCAUCACGUCAGUGGACCCAAAUGCUAUUGACUGUAGUUGGACAACGUACAUCUGCUGGAGAAGAGCAGGUGAAUCUACCACGCAUUCAUUCUUUACGUCCACGCCUACUUGCACUCCAGUUGUUAGCAGCUGUAUUACCUAGUUUGGACCCAAGUACAGGCACUGAACAUAAGGAACAGGUUGUGCGUGAGCUUUUCUGCCAAUUAGUUGCGAAUAUGUGGGUGUUGCCUCAAGCUAUGGCAGAACAUCAAGCACUACACAAACAAAAGGAACUCCAGCGUAAACUCUGUCAACUCAACAGUCCUGGAGAGGUUUGGUUGGAUAGUGAUAUGUGUGAAGAAAAUGUGCCUGUUCAAGAAAUGGGAUUUGAUGUUGAGAAGUGCCUGUGUUGCACCGUGGAAGGAGGUCAGACUCUAGUGCAUGGGCCUGGAGGUCGUGGCUAUGGUCUAGGAAAUACUGCAAUAACAUCGGGUUGUUAUCAGUGGAAAUUUCUAAUUGUUAAAGAAAACAAAGGCAACGAAGGUACUUGUGUUGGUGUGGCUCGUUAUCCCAUUAAGGAUUACAGUCACCGCACCACAACUGACAUGUGGCUCUAUAGAGCUUACAGUGGUAAUCUAUAUCAUAAUGGUGAGCUGCCACAAUGCUUAGCAAGUUUUACUCAAGGAGACUACAUAACUGUGGUACUGGACUUGGAUGCUCGUACUGUCAGUUUUGGCAAGAAUGGAGAGGAACCACAUUUAGCGUUUGAGGAUGUAGAUGGGACUGAAUUGUUCCCUUGUGUAAUGUUUUAUAGUACAAAUCCUGGAGAGAAGGUGAAAAUGACAGACAUGCAAGUGAGAGGAACUCCCAGAGACAUGCUUCCGGGUGAUCCUCAUUGUGCACCUCAAGCUGCUGUACUUGCUGAAGCCCAUAUAUCUCUUUUAAGGCGGUUAGGAGCAACUGACACAUGGGCUCAACAGGUCAAUGAUUGUCUUGUGGAGCGUUUGAAUCAAGCGCGAGAACUUCUGCCUCCAUGUGAAUCUCAGACAGAGUGGCCAUUCCCCUCUAAAAGCACAGAUGCAAAUAUUUCACCAAAGAGUGAAGACAUUCAAGAAGAGCAAGAAGGCAAAACUAAACCUAGAGAUGCAGACUGGAUGAAACAUGUUAAUCUAGAACAAUUAUGUAAAGAGGUCUGGCCUGCUCUGGCAGUAGUAGGUGGUGUUGACAGAGGCUUACGUGUUGGUGGGCAGUGUGUGCAUCGACCAACUGGUCGUCGGGCAACUGUGCUAGGAACAUUGAAACAAGGCCUAGCCUCCGUGAAAGUGCAAUGGGAUGAUGCAGAUGCUAGUGUCAGUGAUGGCUUGCUCAGUGCUCUGGAACCAUGUGAGCCAUUUCCAUUCCAUCCAAAUAGAUUGAUUGGACUUUCACCAGACAUUAUUUUACAGAUUGCAAGACUUAGUGGUCUCACAGGAGAGCUUACCUUCCCCAUGUGUGAUCUGACAAUGGCUGAAUUAGAACUUGUAAACCCUACACCAGUGCCUCCACCUGCUCCUCAGCGUCGACACUCGACAACAUCAUCUAUUACUAUGACUCGCACUGUCGAAUCCCUCACAAAUGAGAUGGUGUCAAGCAUUAUCGGAGAAGUUACCAGGAGAGGAAGUGCUGAUCGAUUAACUGGAGAACAUAGAACCAAGGAUUUGGAAGACGAAGCAUCUACCAAAGAUAUGACUGCUGCAAGAGCGGCUAAUAUAAAACUCUUAGAAUGUGAAGUAGUUUGCCUACGUGUGGCAUUCCUUCAAUUGGCUGCUCUUAAAACCUUAGCCACUCUCCUGAGCUGUGGACGAUAUGCCGAGUUGUUGUUGGUUCCUCAUACCAUUCCAACAUCUCCUCUACACAAGGAAGUUCAAAAUGAUGGCCAAACAGAACAGCAAGUUCCAUCGGAAGUAGAGGAUACCAAAAAUGAGCCAGCAAUGCAGGAAGAACAAGCUCUCAGAACAGCUCUUCAGACAUUGACUAAGUUUCUGGUGCAGAAGAGUGUUGAGCCCUGUCAUCUGCGCAACCUAGUGAGCAUCGGUGAGCUUGAGCGUGUUCACACAGUAUUGCAUUCAAUGUAUAUGAAGGCGAAAGCUGAAGAAUGUUUCCAUAUCUCUGAAACUGAGACUCAGAUUCGCAGCCUGACAUCUUCCAGAGAAAUUGCUCAUGCUCCCCAAGAAAAUUCACAGGAAAAUGGAGUCCCCCGAGCUGCUCACAAUGCAGUGAGUGCAAGCCCAAGCUCACUCUCUCGUAUAGUGCGAGGAAUUGCUCCUCAUCCACCUGUGCAACCGCCUAGUACCCUGCCAUUGGCAGUGGCCUUGUGCAGUUUCUCUGAGUUCUCCUCUCCUCAACUAGGUUCCCCCUCACUGUCUAACAAGCCUACUCCUCAGUCAGCUCCCCUUCUGCGUGCUCAUCGUCUGCGAUCACCUUCACCACCUCCACCGCCUAUUGCUGCUCCACUGAUGGAGAUGGGCUUCUCUCUUAAACACGUUCAGAAAGCCAUCAAUGCCACAGGAAGUAAUGGAGAUAUGUCUGCUCACACAAUCAACCAACUUGCCACAUGGAUGAUUGAACAUCCUUGUAUUGAUUCAGACCUUUCUGAAAGUACUAGUGAAGAAUGUGGUCUAUCAGCUGGAGCUGAUAUUUUACUGAGUAGGCCACAGCGAUUGGUCGAGGCAUCACAGUGCUCUCCCGAGUUGGACCUCAGUGUGGUACGUCGUGGACCUGGUCUUGGGCCACGCCGACGUCCGUGUUCAGAUAUUCGCAAUUACUUGGCAGAACGAGAACGUGCUGCCCAAGACAGAGAGCGGCAGCAUGUACGAGGUGAAGCUCAACCUUUGUAUGGAGCAGCUGCUGCAGUUACUUCUGAUUUAGAUCUCCAAGCAUCAGAUGGUGCAGGCACCAGUUCAGGAGUGUUCCCUACUGCUGAUCUACAUUUGGACUGUAGCCCUCCUCCGUUAUGUGGGAUAUGUCACCAGACAUCUUUCCAUCUGGCUGGGCAUAUGCUUUCUGCACAUCCAGGUUGUGGUCAUCUAUGGGGAGCAGGCUACUGUGGAAAUAUCAUAGGUACCAACUAUUUAAUGUGUACCAAGUGCCAGGACAAGUACUCCCUGCAGUUUCAAUGCUACCCAAAACAAGGAGAAUCUUCAUGUAUACAGGCAGGACAAUCGGGCAGUCAUCCUCAUGUACCUCCUACAAACCUUGCUCAGACAAUAGCUCCUGACCUCAUGGCAAAUGCUGCAAAUUCUGAUGAAGUGGAAGUUGAUAUGUUGGCUGUAGCCGUUGAUGAUCGUGUAGGGCUUCUCACCGAGAGCUUCUUGAAGCGGCAGGUCUCACCAGAGCCUCUUCCCUUUAAGGAGUGGGAUCCACUUGGUGCUAGUAGUGUCCCUAAUGUCACAGUGGACACAAAUUUCAGUGCUCCUCACCAAAGUGGCCUCCAUCGAUUGGGUGGCAGCAAAUCAUUAGGGGAACAAGCAUCUCUCCUUGUAUCUUCACAAGACCGAAUCACUGCUUUACACAGGACUACAGCUGCAGCCCAAGUUCUUAUUGCUCGUUCAAUUGUGAUGAGUGUGUUAUCGCUUCUCUCUGUGAGCAGUUCAUCAUGUAGUCUGGCUGAUGGCCUUGCAGCAGAAUUGAUGGCUGCUGCUAUGGGAAAUAUGAACCAACCAACAGCUAGCUUUGCAGUAACCCAAGCCUUAGUGAGCCUGCUUGCAUCUCAUGGUGGCACUGCUUUGACUGAAUACCCAAGAGAAGAAAAGCAGUUAGUAAGUCCUACAGAGAGCCCAAACAGUCCCCUGCAGCUAGCAGAUGCUCUUGCUGCUUGUGUUCUCUCCCCACGUUUAGCAGCUGAGCAUCGUCAAUGGGCAUCACAACAAUUGGUAAAAUGUAUAGCUGCGAAAGCAACUGUUCUACCAGCUUCAUCAGUAGAAAACUUAAAUUUUGCUGAUCUGUCAGGAGUAAUGCCACCUUGUCCUACUACAGAACUUGAAGGUCAUGGAAAUCGUACAUUUUUGGAACACACAGUGGUUUUUCAUAAAGCUGAUGGAGCGUAUGGCAGUGAAUUGGAUGGAGAAAUAAUAAGUCACCUUGGAUGGUCUCCCUCUGGACGAUUCAUUGCUGCAGCAAUGCAAGACACUGUCAAUAUUUGGCACCUUCCAGAAAAUUCAAGUUCUUCUCUGGGCAGUGAGAAGCUGCACAUAACAACUUUAUCAGGAUGGGUCACAUGCUGCACGUGGCCACAACAACGGCCCCAACUUGACUUGUCUUCUCCUGAAAAUUUGCUAGUUGGAACUAUAAAUGGCUUAGUAGUCCUUCUGACAGUUUCUCCUACUGGAUUGCAGCGAGAAGAUCUUCCUCAACACCAAAGAGAUUGUGCUCCAAUCACUCACAUGGAAUGGUUUGAUGAAGAGAAAGAAUUUGCUAUUGCAUAUAAUGAUGGUGUAAUACAUUUGGGUCGCAAGAAUGCUAAUUAUCAAUUACAUUCCUUUGUUGCUCAUCAGGGAACAUUGGCAAGCAUGAAAUGGGAUCCAACGGGUCGUAUUUUAGCUACUUGCGGUGCAGAUGGAGUGUGUCGUCUUUGGCAUCAAACAGAAACAUCUUGGCGAUGUCUUCACACGCUAAUGCCGUCACAUGAACCAGUAUCACUGCAAUGGUCUCCAUAUGUGGGCAAAAGUUCUCAACCUUUGCUGCUAUGUGCUGGCACAAUGCAAGGAAGUGUAAAUGUGUGGACUGUGCCAGAUGGAUUGGAAGAACAGCAAACUACAGCUGGACCUCACCUUGUAAUGACCCUUCAAGGCCACUUGUACCACCCAGUUACCACAUUAGCUAUUCAUCAAGAGGGUCUUUUAUUGGCCACAGGGUGUCAUAAAGGACCCAGUGGUGUUGUCAACAUCUGGUCAUUGCAAGAUGGCAGUCUGCUUCAGACUCAGACUGGAACUGGAGGAGUUCACAGUUUAUCAUGGAUGAGAUGUGUAGGCCUUGCCGUUUGCUUCAGUCGUUGCAAGGAUGUGCGAAUUGUGCAUUACACAGUGCAGAAACUUGCCUUAGAGAGGGUUCUUGCUGCGAGCCGUGGAGCAUUGCUUCGACAAGGAGUUUCCGGACUGCAGGCUGCCCCAUGUUUGCGUGCCUUGCUUUUAUCUUUUCCUGCAUUGUUACGUGAACAGUAUCAGUAUGAAAAGCCUUUAGUGGUGAGUGGUGAGCAACUCCUCCACAGUGACCACCUCAAAUGCCUUGCAGCAUUGGCUCUGGCCCUACAGUUAGAUCAUGUGCUCUGUCUGCAGUUAUCACCACCCAAUUGCACCCAAUAUGGUACUGUUGCUCCAGAAUGGCAAUGGUUGCAUGUGUUUGGCGUUGGAGUGCGAACUGCAGAAGCUUUAGUCAAUCGUACACCAUUGCCUGAAGAGUUUUGUUCUUAUGCCUGCAGUUUGACAGAAGAAGAGGAGGAACCUGCCGUUACCAAUAAUACAGCAUGGAGUCUGAAAGCAGAUGAGCAAAUAAUGGCAUGGUCCACACAGCAGCCACAUGACUGGCAGAUGGGAGGAAAGUGCCAGGCUUUCUUGUGGGGAAGAAGAAGUUCACUUGUCCCAGCUGUAACUGACUCUUUCUCUGGAGCUCAACAAAUUGUCUGUGGUCAGAAUUGCACUUUUGUCAUUCAGGCUAAUGGUACUGUUUUGGCAUGUGGUGAAGGUAGUUAUGGACGCCUAGGACAAGGAAAUUCUGAUGAUCUUCAUUCACUUAACAUUAUUUCUUCAUUACAAGGCUUUGUGAUAGUUGCUCUUGCUACAUCUUGUGGAUCUGAUGGACACAGCUUAGCUUUGGCUGAAAGUGGAGAAGUUUUUUCAUGGGGGGAUGGUGAUUAUGGAAAGCUAGGCCACGGAAAUAGUGACCGUCAGCGACGGCCUCGUCAAAUAGAAGCUCUUCAAAACGAAGAAGUAGUGCAAGUGGCUUGUGGCUUCAAACAUAGUGCUGUUGUUACUGCAGAUGGGAAGCUCUUUACAUUUGGAAAUGGUGAUUAUGGACGCCUUGGACUUGGAUGUAUGGCUAACAAAAAGUUGCCUGAACGAGUGGCUGCAUUGGAAGGUUACAGUGUAGGACAGGUGGCGUGUGGACUCAAUCAUACAGUGUGUGUAUCUAGUGACGGAAGCACAGUAUGGUCUUUUGGAGAUGGAGAUUAUGGUAAACUGGGCCUAGGAAAUACAACAACACAGCGAACUCCCCAGAGAGUGGAACUUGUGUGUGGAUUAGGAAUAAAAAGGGUGUGCUGUGGAACCCAAUUCACAGUAUUUCUUACUCAUAAUGGACGCUUGUUUACAUGUGGUAUGGAUAGACUCAUAGGACAACCAGAGUCUCGAGCCCGUGGCCACACCAAACCCCAACAGGUUCCAGCUCUGAGCUCAUGUUUUGUAGAGGAAGUGGCUGUGGGGGCUGAACAUGCCUUGGCACUAACAUCUUCUGGUGAUGUUUGGGGAUGGGGAAAUAACUGUGAUGGACAGCUGGGGCUUGGUCACACAGCUGUUAUCCGUGAGCCUCAGUUGGUCACUGCUCUCUCAGGCAAAGGCAUCAAACAGAUAUCUACUGGACGAACUCACAGUGCUGCUUGGACUUCUCCACCGUUACCACGAAGAUGUCCGGGAGUGUCCAUUCCUUUGCGUUUUGGAUUGCCCACUCGCAUUCCUCCUCAAUAUGGCCACUUGCAAGGACUGCCGAUCACUGCCAUACAAGCUCGUCUCAAAUUGUUGCACCGCUUUUCUGAUACACUUUAUGCUUGUUGGCGUCUAUUACCCCUUUGUCCUCAGCAAUGUGAAUGGCUUACACCAGCCCUCAAGGUGUUUACAUCAGCACAGCUGCGACCACUUCUUGCACCACGUGUCUAUACUCUCCCAUUAGUGCGAAGUGUAGGCCGUACCAUGGUGCAAGGUCGUAACUACGGUCCCCAGGUCACAGUUCGUCGCUUGGCAACUCGUGGCCGACGAUGCAAGCCUAUUUUUGUGCAAGUUGCUCGGCAGGUAGUCAAAAUGAAACCAGCUGAGCUUCGCCUGCCUUCACGAGCUUGGAAGGUGAAAUUAGUUGGAGAAGGAGCUGAUGAUGCUGGAGGUGUUUUUGAUGACACCAUAACAGAGAUGUGCCAAGAACUUAUCAGUGGUUCUGUGCCAUUACUGGUCCCUACUCCAAAUGCAUUGAAUGACACUGGGUACAAUAGAGAUCGGUAUCUUUUGAAUCCUCAAUUGUGCUCUGUGCAGCACAUUUCAUGGUUUAAAUUUCUUGGUAUUCUGUUUGGUGUUGCUGUACGAACCAAAAAACCAUUAGCAGUUCCAUUAGCGCCCUUGGUAUGGAAACUUCUGGUUGGUGAACCUGCGACAAUGGAUGACUUAGAAGAGACUGAUAGCUUGUAUGCCCAAAGCCUAAGGGGUAUUCGAGACAUUCAUUUGUCUGGUGUAACUGAAACAACAUUCCAUGAGGUUAUUCCACUGGAAUGCUUUGAAGGGACCAGUUGUACUGGAAAAGUGGUUCCAAUCAUCCCAGGUGGACGUAGUGUCCCUUUGACAUUUCACAACCGCCUGCAAUAUGUAGAACAAGCUGUCCAUUUCAGGCUUCAUGAAAUGGAUUUACAGGUUGCAGCAAUGCGAGAGGGUAUGGCUUGGAUUAUGCCAGUUCCUCUUCUCUCUCUAGUUACUGCUCAACAUUUGGAACAAUUGGUUUGUGGAUUGCCACACAUUUCUAUUCAGCUCCUGCGAAAAGUAGUUAGGUACCGUGAACUUGACGAGAGCAGCCAAUUGGUUCAGUGGUUGUGGGAUGUCCUGGAAGGCUUCACUAAUGCUGAAAGAGUAUUAUUUAUGCGCUUUGUUUCUGGAAGAUCUCGUCUGCCAGCAAAUCUUGCUGACCUCUCUCAACGAUUCCAGGUCAUGAAAGUAGAUCGUGCACCAGAUGGACUCCCCACAGCACAGACCUGCUUUUUUCAACUAAGACUGCCUCCUUACAGUAGCCAGGAAGUGUUGGCAGAACGACUGCGUUAUGCCAUUAAUAACUGUCGUUCAAUUGAUAUGGACAAUUACAUGCUAGCUCGAAAUGCUGAUGUGGGACAGGUUUCAGACGAUGAAUAUUAGGAUAUUUUGCGUUUUAAAUUUAAAUCCAUGUAUAGUUUGUAUUCUUGCAAUGGGUUGAAAAGACAACCUUCACAGAACCAAGCUUUGUAUUAUCUCUUAUGUCGAUAUGUUUAAAUAAACACGUGCGUUCAAUACUUCUGUAAGAGUGAACUUUAUAACCUUCAAAUUUUUGAACAUUUUAUAAAUAAUUCUAUUUACAUUCUAAAAUAUUAACAUUUCUGAAAGAAGAUACUUUUAUUCAUAUUUAGAGAAGACUUUGUUGAGGAUGGCAGCGUCUGUUGGAGCAGUGGUGAACAAGCUUCCUAUGAAUUUGUGUUUCUUUCCUAAUCCAAUUACUUUACAACCUGCUUGUUGUAUUACUUGAAAAUCCAGACAACGGAAACGAGGAUCUGUUUCGUAUAGGGGCAUAGUUGGUGCUGGACUAAUACAAGGCCUGCCAGAAAAGGGAUUGAUGAAGUCGGCCCAAUAACCUGCCAUCCUUAAUCUGGCACAAAUUUCUUGAGCAGCUAGAACAAAUGUUUUAACCAUCCCCUCAUUUCCAGGAUCUUCACGAGUGUCAGGACAUGUCUUACACGAUAGAGAUAUUAUUGUCAGGGCAGAAUCAGUAAAGUCCAACCCAUUAAAUAAUUCUGUAACUCCUAAAAAAGAACUGGGCAAUCUUGUGUUGAAAAUUUAAAAUGUCCAUUUAUCUCUUUAGUAUUACCUUUUCAUCGGAAUCUUCCCCUAAAGGAAACGAAAUGGUUCCUAAUUGAGCAAUUGAGGUAGCAUCGUACCAUGCUGGGCCAACACUUCCCGGAAGGAAGAACCGAUACCCAUAUGGUGUAAGUAACUCCCAAUUUGGUGGUAUGCUGAGAAGAUUGUCUUCUCCAUUGUUCACAGAUUUUUUUGCCUUCACAACUUUGUAAGGAUCAGCAAGUUCAGAAUCGCUACGUUUUGAAUAAAGUGCUACAGAAAAUCUAAAAAGACGAUGCAAACCCCGCUGGUAGGUUAGUUUUUGUGAGCAAAGCAUCUCCAAGUUGAUAUAUUUAUGAAGAAAUCAUAACGCACCCCUCUUGGUUCGUUUCUUUUCAUUACAAUUUACUGAUAACUUCAUUAUAUAUUGCCAGACAUUCCAUGAUUUCACUUUCAAGUACUACGAGAUAAUUUUUUCAGAUAAACGCACUAAUCACUUUCACUUGUUUACUACAGUUCAUUUGUCUACCUUGUCUAUGAUUUUACCCAUGUAUUCUACUGUACAUUCUUCUACACAAUGUCCUAUUCUCCUCCCCCAAUGAAUUUGCUCAGAAAAAUCUCAUACAUUUUCAAAUCACUUUUCUUCUUUUAUCUUAAUAAGCACGCGUGGUUUAAGAAGCGAAGCACCAUUGGUUAUUUUGUAACGUUCUUGUUACUGUGAAUAAGCGAUACACCAUUUCUCUACAGUUGAUAUCGGAUGUAAUGU